AUGCAUCUCAGAUUGUUUCUGCUUCUACAUCUUUCUUUUAGAUUUUCACUCGAAACUGAUUAUGACAUAGAGCUUGUUCCAGAAAACUGUGACUGUCGUGAUUACUAUGGAGAAUGCCGACAAAACAGCCACACAUGGCUUGAUGACGACGUUUGGAUUUAUUCUUGUGAAAAUUCCAAGUUGAAGUUUAUUGGAUGUCAAGCGGGAAAAAACGAGAUACGAGUAGGAGGAAAUACCACGAUUGAUCAACUGUGGCAUAGUUGUGAAGAGGAUGAAACAAAAUUAAAAUUUUCAAUAGAACCAUUUUGCAACUUUAAUAAUUCAAAGCAUAAACUCGGCGACGUGUUCCGAGAUGGAGAUUUUCAAUGGUUGUGCCUUUCGACAGGUGUAUGGAUUACCGGUUGUUACUACUUUAAUGAAACUCAUUCGGAUCUACUCUUACCGGUGGGACAAUCCGCUGUUAGUGGUCUUAUAGAACAUGUCUGCGCGAAAAAGCAAGAAUAUCCUGCGAUUGUACAGUAUUACACACAGAUUGUCAAAGGAGUUGACGUAAAACAUCCAACAAACAAGGGCAUCAACAACAAUUGGCCGAGGCCCAUUCAAAAACUCGUCGCGGAAGAUAAGAAUGUUAGUCAAUCUUCAUUUUAG
Messenger RNA from Caenorhabditis bovis, 648 nucleotides. The record is from the annotation of a GenBank genome assembly. Lineage: Eukaryota; Metazoa; Nematoda; Chromadorea; Rhabditida; Rhabditidae.